CGUCCGUCGGUCCUUCCGCGCCCGCGCCGGAGACCAGCCCCGGAGGCCGCUCGGGCCCGUCCCUGAGCCGGGCACCAUGAAGCAGGAGUCUGCAGCCCAGAACACCCCGCCCUCCUCGCCAUCGCCGUCCACGCAGCCCCCCGGGGGGGACAGCGACCCCCAGGCACUGUGGAUUUUCGCGUACGGCUCCCUGGUGUGGAGGCCCGACUUCGCCUAUAGCGACAGCCGCGUGGGCUUCGUGCGCGGCUACAGCCGCCGUUUCUGGCAGGGAGACACCUUCCACCGGGGCAGCGACAAGAUGCCUGGCCGUGUGGUGACCCUUCUUGAAGACCAUGAGGGCUGUACUUGGGGUGUGGCAUACCAGGUGCGCGGGGAGCAAGUGGCGGAGGCACUGAAGUACCUCAACGUGCGCGAGGCGGUGCUGGGCGGCUACGACACCAAGGAAGUCACCUUCUACCCCCAAGAUGCUCCUGACCAGCCUCUCAAGGCCCUGGCCUAUGUGGCCACCCCCCAGAAUCCUGGCUACCUGGGCCCGGCUCCCGAGGAGGCCAUUGCUACGCAGAUCCUGGCCUGCCGCGGCUUCUCUGGCCACAACCUUGAGUACUUGCUGCGGCUAGCUAACUUCAUGCAGCUCUGUGGGCCGCAGGCGCAGGACGAGCACCUGGAGGCCAUUGUGGACGCCGUGGGCACCAAGCUGCCCUGCUUCUGCCCCACCGAGCAGGCCCUUGCUCUGGUCUGAGGGUCAGAGCCCGCGUGGACACUGUGGCGCUGAUCCCUGGCCCAGUGCCUUGGUCAGACUUGACACAGACACAGACAGGAGCUGCCGGGGAGACCCAGGGGCAGAUGAUGUGUAUGUGGUGGGGAGGGCUUCUCUUCUCUGCACCUGCCUGCCCACCUGGCUCUCUGGCUGGGCAUUGACUCACUACUUGAAGCUUUAUUUAUUGCACCAUGUUGGUGUGGCAGGCACCUGCCCUGGAUUUGGGGUCCUGCUGAGUGGGGACCCCUACCCUGGCCCCUUGGGUCUGACCAGAUCCCCCAAGUGCUGCUGCUGCUAACCGCAUACGCUACUGGCCUCGACCUCCCCAGGGGCUCCCAAGAGCCUUGAUCCCACAACCUCACAUCUCCUACCCCAGGCCCCUGAGGCUUCCAGCCUGCUGGAUGUGGCAGGACAGGGAGUGCAGAGAGGGGUCCUGGCAGUGGCUGGAGCUCCUGCCAGCUCUGCCAGUCCACUAGGUGCCCAGGGCUGGUGCCUGGUUCAGGGCCUCUGACCCCUCCCUACUUCUCUGGGUCAUUCCUGUCUGUCCAUUGGUUAAUUCCUGAAGCUAUUCAUCCCUACGGGCCCUGGCAUUUUCCCCAUCUGUCCCAUCUUCCCACCCAUAAACGUACCUCUUCCUCC
Ochotona curzoniae (black-lipped pika) is the source of this 1396-nucleotide messenger RNA. It is a transcript of the gene CHAC1, whose product is annotated as ChaC glutathione specific gamma-glutamylcyclotransferase 1. Lineage: Eukaryota; Metazoa; Chordata; Mammalia; Lagomorpha; Ochotonidae. Gene Ontology annotation, molecular function: glutathione specific gamma-glutamylcyclotransferase activity; gamma-glutamylcyclotransferase activity. The record is from RefSeq and is a predicted model, not a curated record. Gene Ontology annotation, cellular component: cytoplasm. The coding region runs from base 77 to 739 and encodes 220 amino acids. The transcript is spliced from 3 exons. Gene Ontology annotation, biological process: glutathione catabolic process.